CGCCUCUGUGAACCUCUCGACAGAGAGGAGCAUAUCGUACGCUGAUAACCAACACUCAGUUUCAUUUCUGGUUGUCAGAGGAGGAGGUCUCGUACAGAAAAUAGGAAUCAGUGUCAAUGGAAUUCAUCAAAUAUUAAUAUUCUGUGUAUGCUUUCAUUUGUGAACAAGGGAGUUCCAUCUUUAUUUACAGUGUUUGUUUUAAAUGUGAUGAUUUCAGGAAGUUCACAUAGUUUUUAUUAAAUGGAUUCAUAUUUACUAUGAACGAUAGAAUUUCUUUAAAUCAUCGUUGAAACUUCAAGAUAUAUGUGAAUAAAUAUUUUUUUUAUUUAUUCGUCAUUAAAUUCCAAUGAUUUCAGAACUUUGCAGGAUCAAAUAAUUAAAAAAGUGCAACAGUUGUCAUGCGGCGGUGAGUUGCUUUAAAGUAUCGUACUUGGUUAAGUAACAAGGCCAUUAAGUUGAUGGGAAUAAAUUCCCUAUAGAUAAUUCAUUACAGCAAACAGAAUUAACUGUAUAAUUAAUUUUUCGCAGUGUUAACCGCAUUCGCCUUUUCGGGUCUCCAAGACAUGUAUCGGGAACUGAAUGAGAAUGUUAGCAUCAGUUUGGAGGCAUAGAUUAUUAUCCACCGCGGAUUAAGACAAAUUACCAAAUCUUUGAUGCUUACUUGAAUGUUCGCUAAAAAUAUGCUAUGGAGACAAAUGGAAUAUGUUAAUACCCUAGGUACUGUAUCAAGCUCAAGUAUUUUGCCAAGAUGUGAUUGACGCCGGCAAUUAGUGAACUGACAUUGAGCCGCAAAGAAUGCAAUCGACGCAUAGAGAAAACUCAAUGGACACCUACAAAUUUUCCCGGACUUUUUUGGAGCUGUGGAGGUGCGUGCCUGGCCCUGGAGGGUGGGCAGUAAGGGCCUGGGUCUCUGUCCUGGCUAUUUCUGUGCUGUUUUGCCAAGUGUCAGGUUUCCGUCGCCGGAUAUCAGACCGAAGUCACGUGCCUCUAACCCCAGUCAUUCUGAAUACUACCACCUCCAACUACACCUACAUCGCUGGGGAGACGGCGAUUCUCUACUGUGCCGUGGAAAACUUAGGGACCAAAACUGUGACGUGGAGGAGAGCGUUACCCUCUGUCAUACUGACUGUGGGACUGUUCACUUACUUCGGAGAUUCCCGAUUCCAGACCCAUAAUGUGAUACACAAAGACCAGUGGAAUUUACACAUACGGAAUGUUAGUCUGGAAGAUGAAGGCAGGUACGAAUGUCAGGUCAGCACAAAGGCACGUGACAUUAGGAGGAGUUUUUAUCUCACGGUCAAAGAACAGACAUCCACUAUUCACAUUUCGGGUAAAACUUACGUAGAGAAAAACCAGAGAUUGGUCCUUUUGUGUAACGCCUCUAGCGAUUCUUACCCCCCGGAUGAUCUGGACUGGUUUAUGAACGGCCACAAGAUUGUGUCCAAUGAACGGGAAGGCAUAACGAUAACAAAAAGUGUCACAUACAGAAAUAAAACCAUUCGGAGUGAACUUGCAAUUGCGCAUGCGCAUAUGCAUCAUGCUGGAACUUACAUUUGUCGAACAUCCGAUAAAUUGGUUACAAAUAUUAAAGUGAACGUACUUAAUGGAAAAGACAAUGUAAAAAGAGGCACCAUCAUAUCUGAUAAGAGUCAAUUUGUUAAAGACGAGGAGGGACACACAGAUGGAAAUAUCUCCAGUCGCUUACUCGGAUCUUGGACUUUAUUAUUUGGAAUGAUUCUCUGUGUUGGGUCAUGAAAUCCUUACCAAAUGAACACUUAAAUCGAAACUUUUAUAUAAAGACAGAGAAGACAGUACCUUUGAGUUUCGAGGAUGUCGGACGGGGAAAAGCUGUAGCUGGAGGAGACUGCAACAAUCAAAGUCAAGCCUAUUCCCCGUCAGUGUCGGUCUCUGAAAUGACCGAGUUUUACACUCGCUUCUGAACUUCCUGGUACAUCCUCUGAUCAAGACAAGUCGCACCGUGCAAUAACCUCGUUGUACAUGACUUCUGAUAAACCGUCAGAUUUUUAUUCCUGUGAGGAUAAAUAUACUUGUUUUUAUAAAACGUGUUCUGUUGCAUAUUUUGUAACAUGGCUACUUCUUUAGUUAUUCAUAUUCAUAUUUGUUAAUCAAAUGAAUCAUUUUUCAGUUGUUGAUAAUUAAUAGAUACAAUAGAAAAAAAUUAAGAAUCCUUUUUUCAUCCAACAUGUUUCAUUUGAUACCUACCACAAAUGCAGACUGUUUUAGUUUGAUCAGUGUUACUUGCCUUUUGUAUGGACGAUAAGCAGACUCAAUCAAUUUUAUACUCACCAAUACAUCACACAUACAAUGUGUAACUCAUGCCGGUGAAGCAAGCACUGAUGUUUCACCUACUAAAAAUCAAAAUAUUUUUAAAAAAAUGAGAAGAAGUUAAAGAUUAAAAGUCCACAGCUUCAUAGAUAUAUGUUAAUAAUAGAAUAAUAGUGCAAUACAUCACCCAGGUUCUACUUGCUGUUUUGAAGUAUGUGUGGAAUAUGCUAAUUUUUGGAGGUAUAUUGUCUCUGUGAAAGAGACACACUUAUACUGACGUUAUAACUUUGAUUAGCUUUGCUUUGCUAUAAGCCUUUUUAGAUGUGAUUGCUUAAGGUCUGUUCAGUCUGCAGUUCAAGAAGAAUUUAAUUGAUAAACAAGAUUUUGUCGUUACGGGUAUAACAUAACCUAUUUAUGAACGGCGAUUCCGUUUAUGAAUGACACACCUGUUCAUCCAUUAUAUCGUUUUGGAACUGUUGUUUAUUUUAUUUUAUUUUUUGUAUUGUUGGUUAUUUCAAAUUCAAUGCUUGAAUAAAAUAAUUUUGUACAGCU
Messenger RNA from Saccostrea cuccullata (small rock oyster), 2838 nucleotides. Its product is annotated as cell adhesion molecule 2-like. Bases 796 to 1755 code for a protein of 319 amino acids. Gene Ontology annotation, cellular component: neuron projection membrane. The transcript has 7 exons. Gene Ontology annotation, biological process: synapse organization. The record is from RefSeq and is a predicted model, not a curated record. Lineage: Eukaryota; Metazoa; Mollusca; Bivalvia; Ostreida; Ostreidae.